Molecule: messenger RNA, 1836 nt
Organism: Selaginella moellendorffii
Lineage: Eukaryota; Viridiplantae; Streptophyta; Lycopodiopsida; Selaginellales; Selaginellaceae
Product: glucan 1,3-beta-glucosidase A
Exons: 10
Coding region: 190-1743 (517 amino acids)
Biological process (GO): cell migration; carbohydrate metabolic process; establishment or maintenance of cell polarity
Cellular component (GO): cytoplasm; actin cytoskeleton
Molecular function (GO): hydrolase activity, hydrolyzing O-glycosyl compounds; actin filament binding; protein-macromolecule adaptor activity
Source: RefSeq, a predicted model, not a curated record
CAGUGCUCGUGCUCUGUGCGACUGAAUGGGGCGGCAGCGCGGCGCAGGAGCUACAAAUCUUACAUUGACUUUCGGGUAUUGGGGCAGUGCGAGUGGAAAUUCCCUUCCUUUACACUGUUCUUGGCAUUGUUUCUGGAUCCAGCGUAUGCUACAAAUGCCGCUUUUUUGCCCCUUCUCGGGCACUCCAAAAUGCCGGCGCGGCCGCUGCUCUUGCUGCUGCUUCUCCCAUUUCUCAGCGCUUCUGGAAGGCAAAUCAUCAAUGCGUCGGAUCAUCACGGUGGAGAAGCGUUUGGAAAAAUCCGUGCGGUCAAUCUCGGAGGAUGGCUAGUGAUCGAGAAAUGGAUCAAACCGUCUCUCUUUGAUGGCAUUCCAAACAAAGACCUCUUGGAUGGAACACAAAUCCAGCUGAGAUCCCUCAAACUUGGAUUGUUCGUGUCUGCCGAUGGCGGAGGUGGACAGAAGAUUUCUGUCAACAGACCAUCAGCUUCAGAGUGGGAAACUUUCAAGCUGUGGAGAGUUACUAGCACUAGAUUCCAGCUACGUGUCUCCAACAAUGACUUUGUUUCGGCUUCAGAUGAAGGCGCUGUGGAGGCCUCCAAAUCUUCACCAGAUAUGUGGGAAACUUUCGAGAUUAUUCGUGACUCGAGCUCGAGUAAGAGAGUUCACCUCAGAGCUCACAGCGGCAUGUAUUUACAGGCAAAGGAUCCAAGCCAACUUACAGCAGAUUACAAAGGAACUCCAGGCUGGGAUAACAAUCCUGCCGUUUUCGAAAUGUUUGUCAACACCGUUCUUGGAGGAGAGUUUCAGCUGGCAAAUGGUUAUGGCCUCGCUGCAGCACCGGCAAUCUUCGAGGAACAUAGAAACGGCUUUGUGACCGCGAAUGAUUUCAAGUUCCUUGCAUCCAACGGGAUCAACGCCGUGAGGAUCCCCGUUGGAUGGUGGAUAGCUUACGAUCCAAAACCACCUUUUCCUUUUGUUGGAGGCUCUCUGCAAGCUCUUGACAAUGCUUUUCAAUGGGCCGGGGUGAACAACAUGAAAGUUAUCAUUGAUCUCCAUGGAGCUCCUGGAUCACAAAGCCCGUGGGAGCACAGUGGAACACGCGAUGGAGUUUCCAUUUGGGGUCAGCCCGAGUACAUCUCUCAAACCAUCCAAGUGAUCGAUUUUCUUGCUUCCAGGUACUCGAAAAAUCCUGCCUUGCUUGGCAUCGAGCUCUUAAACGAGCCUAGAAGUGACGACGUUUCAUUCGAGACUCUCAAGCAGUACUACACUCAAGGCUAUCAGACAGUCCGGAAGCACACCUCAACCGCAUACGUGAUUAUGUGCCAGAGAAUUGGAGCUGAUCCAAACGAGCUCGCCAAUCUUUUGACAAAAGAGAAUGGCUACUCGAACGUUGCGCUUGACAUCCAUCUCUACAACCUCUUUUACAUCACAUUCUAUGGCAAAUCUGUCCAGUGGAACAUAGACUACGUUUACAAUGAAAGGAAGAAGCAGCUAGAUUCUCUUCGCGUCGCUGGGGGGCCGGUCAUCUUUGUUGGUGAAUGGACAAACGAGCUGAACGUAACUGGUGCCUCGAGCUCGGACUACACUGCCUAUGCCACUGCCCAGCUCGAAGUUUUUGGUGCUGGAGCGUCGCUCGGAUGGUCAUUCUGGUGCUUGAAAAACGAUAAUCUCCACUGGGACUUUGAGAGGUCUGUCAAGAUGGGGUACCUUCGCCGCAAAGGAUCACGAGGGGGCUGGCCAUGACAACGUCUAGCAAUAAGGAAGCUUGAGAUAUGAAAAGCUGAUACCUUGCUUUUGAAAGAAUACUAGAGGCACAAGUUGCCAAAAUGAAAACUC